GAUUUACAGUUUUAUUACUCCCUAUUUAUUUAUGAAAAAGAAAAUAUUUAUACACAAAAGCAUGGCAAAAACCCCAUAAACACGAACAAAUCCAGCUGUAUUCUCGAGUAUAAAAGCUCCCCACUGUUUGCGGAUUCAACCUUGUGUUUUUCCCUUUUCAUUUUUCUCCCGAGAGAGAAAAAAAAUAUAAAAAAAAUACACAGAUAGAGGGGAAAAGGGGCCAUGGCCAUGGCCUUCUUCGAUUUGCAGAGACUAAAUACAAAGGGGGACUUCUUUUCUUGAAGCUCUGAAUUUCAUAUUUGUUGAUUUUUAUAUAUAAAGUAUGUAUAUAUUGUAUAUCUACACAUAUAGAUACGGAGGGGAGUAUAUACGGAUGCUAUACACAUCGAAACAGGGAAAAAACAGUUGCACAGUUUUGGUAACGCCAUAAUUCCAAUCAAGUCGUCUUCUUUACUUCUACUUAUCCAAUCCGAAACUUUCCAGGUGAAGAGCAGAACCAUCUGUACAAGGAUGAUAUAAGUUUAUAGACAGAGAUGUUAGAAGAACGGCCUUGUUCGGUAUCAAGAAGUUACCGAAGAGAGCGCGGAAGUAGGUGUGUGAAUUACCAGAUUGACAUGAAUGGUGGUAAAAGGCCAUUGGAAGAUGACAGGGAGGACGAAUUGGUCCCUAGGAAGUUUUCAAGGCAAUCUGAUGAUAUAGUAGAUACCGAUCUAACCCUAGGCGGGGCUCUAUCGUCCCCGGUUGAGGACAUUUCUUCAGAAGAUAACUCUCUAGUACCCGGAAUUGGGAGAGACAAUGCCAUUAGCUGUCUAAUCCACUGUUCAAGGUCCGAUUACGGCAGCCUUUCGGCCGUAAACAGAAGCUUCCGGUCAUUAAUAAGGAGUGGGGAGAUCUACAAGUUGAGACGCAUGAACGGUGUGGUUGAGCAUUGGGUUUAUUUUUCCUGCAGCCUCCAAGAAUGGGAAGCUUUCGACCCGAACCGACUCCGUUGGAUGCGGGUCCCGACCAUGAACUCAAAUGAUUGCUUUCUUUUUUCGGACAAGGAGUCGUUGGCGGUUGGGACGGAGCUACUCGUGUUUGGAAAGGAGUUAAUGUCGCAAGUUAUUUACCGUUAUAGCCUUUUGACAAAUUCGUGGUCGUCUGGGAUUCAGAUGAAGGAUCCCAGGUGCUUGUUUGGAUCUGCCAGCCAGGGUGGGAUUGCGGUUUUCGCCGGUGGCUGUGACACACAAGGCAAGAUCAUGAGCUCUGCCGAGAUGUACAAUUCGGAAACGGGGAUUUGGACGCUAUUGCCAAACAUGAACAAGGCCCGAAAGAUGUGUUCCGGGGUACUCAUGGACGGGAAGUUCUACGUGGUGGGCGGGGUCGGUGGGCCCGACUCGAAGCCCUUGACGUGCGGGGAGGUAUACGAUUUCGAGAAAAGGACGUGGACGGAAAUACCCAACAUGUCCCCGGUCCGGCCGCCCGCGGGCCGGGAAAACGGAGUUCCGGCCACCGCCGAAGCACCGCCUCUUCUUGCGGUUGUGAAUGACCAAUUGUACGCCGCGAAUUCCGCCGACAUGGAGGUGAGGAGGUACGACAAGGCCAACCAGGUUUGGGUGACCGUGGGCAGGCUGCCCGAACGGGCAAAUUCGAUGAACGGUUGGGGCUUGGCUUUCAAGGCUUGUGGCGACCGACUCCUCGUCAUCGGUGGGCCCAGGACCGUCGGCCAAGGGUUCAUUGAAGUCAACUCGUGGGUCCCGAGCGAAGGGCCGCCGCAGUGGAACGUCCUCGGCCGGAAGUUAUCGGGCAGCUUUGUUUAUAACUGUGCUGUGAUGGGUUGCUAGAGGAGCUGUGUUUAUAAUACUCUUGAUGCCUCCUUAGAAAACACACCAAAAAAGAUAGAUUUUUGAGGCAAUUUGGGUGGGUAUUUAUCUAAUCUUUUCCUACAUAAUUUUUUUUUUCUUGAAAACAAAAGAAAAAAAAUCCCUUCAAAUAUUUAGUUUUCUUUAAUAUAGAGGGAUGAUUACCAAUCAGUACACUCAAGCUCCAACACCAUAUUUGUCUUAAAGGAAUCUUUGAGUGGAAAGAUUAUAUACUUUCAACAUCUGCAAUUUCAUUUUAAUUAAUCCCAUUGUUGUAAUUCCCUUUCCCUUUUCAUUGUCUUGGUAACAUGAAAUCUCAGUUGCAGGUUCAUAAUAACUUGAUUAAUGUUUGUUCAAGUUCUCCAAGAAUUGUAGUUUUUUUAAAUUAUAUUUUGGCAUUGUCAAGGAUGAGAAGAAUAAGAUUCUUGGCAAGUGACUUGUCAAUGUGUAGUGGAACAUCUU
Molecule: messenger RNA, 2303 nt
Organism: Cuscuta campestris
Lineage: Eukaryota; Viridiplantae; Streptophyta; Magnoliopsida; Solanales; Convolvulaceae
Source: the annotation of a GenBank genome assembly